Messenger RNA from Camelina sativa (false flax), 996 nucleotides. RefSeq names its product EPIDERMAL PATTERNING FACTOR-like protein 9. Lineage: Eukaryota; Viridiplantae; Streptophyta; Magnoliopsida; Brassicales; Brassicaceae. The record is from RefSeq and is a predicted model, not a curated record. Gene Ontology annotation, biological process: positive regulation of stomatal complex development.
UAAAAGUGAAAACUCAUCCUCUGCAAUUUAAAACUCUUAUCUCUACGUGUGCACAAACCUCACCAUUAGAUGAUUAGUAGAAGACAAAACUUACAGCCAAAUUGACAAACUUAUCUCUCUCCAAAACAUUUGGUCCAUACGAUAAAGCAAGAAGAAGAAUUAAUAAAAACAAGAAGAAGAGCAAGACGAAGAGGUAGAGGAUGAAGCAUGAAAUGGUGAACAUCAAGCUACGAUGCAUAUCCAUCUUCUUUCUUCUCUUUGCUUUGAUUCUUGGAAACUAUGUAGUUCAAGCCUCAAGACCUCGUUCCAUCGAAAAUACGGUCUCACUUCUCUCACAAGUACAUCUCCUGAAUUCGAGGAGGAGGAAUAUGAUAGGGUCGACGGCACCAACUUGUACGUACAACGAGUGCAGAGGAUGCAGAUACAAAUGCAGAGCUGAGCAAGUCCCAGUCGAAGGCAAUGACCCUAUCAAUAGUGCUUAUCAUUAUAGAUGUGUUUGUCACAGAUAAUAAUGAUAAAUCUCUUAAUUUUUUGCUUUUUCUUUGCAAUUUUUGUAUGAUUUGAUUACAUUUUUGUUUUUUUGAAUGAGAUGAUGUUUUGGUCAGCUAGCAUUAUUGAUUAUUAUUAUUAUUAUUUUUUUAACAAUUAAAAUUGUUUUAAGUAUUAGUUCACUAGCCAGGAGUGUCUGCAAGCUUAUUAACCUUGUGUGCAUGGGAUAAUAUGGUAAGGUCUUGUUGGUACGUGUUGGUAUUGGUAUUGGUAUUGGUGUUGAUGAUGAUGACGAUGAGGAUCGUGGAGAUGAUGAUAACAUUUGGGUGUUUAUAAACCGCAGGGAAAAUUCUCAUGGUCCUGUGGUCCAAAUUUGAGGCAUAAGUCAAGAAAAGAUCACAUGAGGGAACUAGAGUUGUUAUGUUUGUAAUUGUAGCCCUCCAUCUUUUGUUCUGUUACGUACAUAUUAUGACAAUAUGCAUUAAAGACAUUUGUUCUAUUAGGUUA